AUGGACAGCAGGGAUAAAGAAGGCGUUGAGAUGACAACAGCUGCACCGAUAUCACAGCCUCCACUGCGGCCUGCCGCCCACAGAGUCAACAGCUUAACACGUAUUCAGGGAAGUUCGGAGGGUAAGGAGUUGUGGAGAACCUCUUGCCCGUCGGCUCCUCCGUACCAGCAAAGUUUGAGUCUAGAAAGUGGGCCCUCACUUAGUUCUUCCUCUUCCGGUGAAAAUAUGAUGGAGCAAGAUAUGCGCACAAUGGAAGGGAAGCCAGGAGACGGGGAUUCGGAGGAGGAGGGGCCAAGCGGCGACAGGCAGAACGUGACUUCAGAGGUUCUAGGGGCCGUAAACACUACCACCAAUUCUUCAUUCUUUGACGAUUACGCCAGCAGUUGUUUCUUCUCAAAGACCUCCCCCAGCGCCUCUGACUGUCACCUCGGAGCCACAUCAACCACUAGCGGAGAACGCGGUGGCCCUCCGGGGGCCUCGCGGCGCCUUCUCGACCCCAACAGUGCUGGUGAAGAAGAUUAUUUCCCUGUCACAAGGCGACGCCGCGCCUUCAAGCGAAAUAUGCCUGAGUACUUCACCAGAUCAUUUGUUGAAAUGUUCCUCAAAGAAGAUGAAGUCGAAGACUUCAUGAAGCUUGUCGAUCUAGCAGGACACGGGAAAAUAAACCAGCCGAUGUUUAAGAGGGCUGUCGUCUCCAUCUACAAAAUGCGGAAAGCUCUUCUCAAGUCCCUGACGAGUCAGGCCAGCAUUUGCAAGACAGUUCGGCGGAUGAUUUCAGUUGUUUUGUGGGUGGCAACUCUCGUUGCGAUGCUGCUGGUCUUCGGAGUCAACCUGAACACCGUCCUCGUCUCCGGCGCUGCUUCCAUCUCCGCCCUAGUCGUCGCACUGAGCUACAUUUACCAGAACUUCAUAACAGCUGUGAUAUUCGUGGCGUUUACGAACCCUUACAACGUCGGUGACAGGGUGCGCAUAGACAACGGAGAGGCAAUGUAUGUCCGCAACAUCCACACCUACACCACGGAGUUCGUCACGAUCCACUCCAAACCGAUCGUGUAUAGCAACAGCGUGCUCUUCGGCCGUCAGCUGACCAACGAGUCUCGCGCCACGAACGCCACGUUCUCAAUGCCGAUGCGUCUAGACAUCCGCACGCAGCUACAAUCCCUGCGCUUCUUAGAGGCGGGGAUGCGCAGAGCCAUCGCUGCUCGGCCCAUGGACUUUGUUAAGGACUCCUUCAGCAUUUACAUCACAGACGUGCAACCCGGACGCUAUAUGGAUAUAACUGUUUGGCUUAGCGCAGUUGAAGGGUGGGGUAACGCUCCCAAAGUGUUGCGGCUGCGGACAGACAUGUAUCUUGUGCUGCAACGCCUGUGCCUCCGGUUUGGAAUAUCUUACCAAGAGCCACUGCUGCCUGUGCAACUCAACGGCUCACCGCCUGCAACAGUACCAGCAGCACCUCCUGCGAUAUCCAAUCCUCAGCCACAGCAAACAGGAGCGCCACUCCACCACUUUCACUCGUCAGCAUCUCAUGGGGCGGCAGCAGCAGAUGUUUAUGGGGCUAUGCUAGACUCGGGGAGCUGGGAGCAAGCUGAGGGGCACUACAGAGGCAGCUCACCACGCCAAACCGGCAUGCCGCUACAAGAUCUAAAGGGUUCCCAGGCGGGCAACUCAAGCGGAGGCGGCCAAACUCAGCCCAGUAUUCCAGCCCAGUUCGUAGCAGCCAAGCGUCAGCAACAAACUGCAGCAGCUGGCAUCAAAAGGAGAAAGGAGUCAUCCGUGGAAAGCUUGAGGAGGCCUCAAGAACUCGUCACGGGCUCCACGAAGCAGGCGGGCAACUCAAGCGGAGGCGGCCAAACUCAGCCCAGUAUUCCGGCCCAGUUCGUAGCAGCCAAGCGUCAGCAACAAACUGCAACAGCUGGCAUCAAAAGGAGAAAGGAAUCAUCCGUGGAAAGCUUGAGGAGGCCUCAAGAACUCGUCACGGGCUCCACGAAGCAGCCUGCGAGCAGACCUGUACAGGGAAAGGCACUGCCGAGAAGAAGACGCCGCGUGUCAGUGAUGCGGGACGGCGGCGCAGUUCCCGUUAAGGGGAUUGAGGGACUUUAA
Messenger RNA from Eimeria mitis, 2100 nucleotides. RefSeq lists its product as uncharacterized. Bases 1 to 2100 code for a protein of 699 amino acids. Gene Ontology annotation, cellular component: plasma membrane. NCBI's taxonomy places the organism in Eukaryota, Apicomplexa, Conoidasida, Eucoccidiorida, Eimeriidae. The transcript has 10 exons. The record is from RefSeq and is a predicted model, not a curated record. Gene Ontology annotation, molecular function: mechanosensitive monoatomic ion channel activity. Gene Ontology annotation, biological process: transmembrane transport; monoatomic anion transport.